Maudiozyma saulgeensis is the source of this 1968-nucleotide messenger RNA. The record is from the annotation of a GenBank genome assembly. Lineage: Eukaryota; Fungi; Ascomycota; Saccharomycetes; Saccharomycetales; Saccharomycetaceae.
AUGACCGUAGAUGAAGAUAUUAUUGGACACACUGAUAUCCUGUCGUCACCCUCGAAGAAAGGCAGAAGUCAAGCUAACGUGCAUUAUGGGAGGACACCAGUCACAAUAAAUGUCGUAUCGAGAAAAAGAAGGCAAUCCCCACGUAAGAAUAUCAUUGAGAAAGUUAUAGUGCCUGAAUCUAUCUCAGAGGACUCCACAAGGGCAUACAAAGGUAAAAAACGAGGUAGGAAACCUAAGUCCUAUUAUGACGAUUCUUCAGAAGAACAAAAUCAAGAAGUAGACAAAAGUACACCAAUUAAAAAUAUUAAAUUAGAGGUUAAUUUAAAGAUAAGUGCGGAUAACAUACUCCCUACAAGAUCUAGGAGAUCAAAGAGAGCACCACCUAAAGAACUCUCUGAAGAAGAAGAAGAAGAAGAUGUCAAACCUAUAAAGAAGAAAAGAGGAAGACCAAAAAAAAUUAUCACAACUGUAAAGGAAGAAGAACGUUCGAGAUUGGAAAUAAGUCCUGUUCCAAAAAGGAGAAGAAAUAAUAAUAGAAGAAGUGUUAGUCCUGAUAGUGGAAGAUUAUCAACUGAGACUGAUCUUACGAUACCCGAUACACCUACCAAAGAACCGACAUCUAUAUUAGCUGAACAAGCGUUUACAUCUCCAUUGAAAAAAGUUAUAUUAUCCAAUUUAAAAGAUUAUAAGCAAAAUGUUUCCUUUAAGAAUUUGAAAUUGAACAAGAACUUUGAACCGACACGUCUCCCAAAAACCUAUACUCCACAACAUGUAAAACAAUUACAAAAUGAAAAAGUGGUAAGUAACUUUUUAGAUACGUUCGAAGGUUACUUUGAUCAAAGAAAGACAUUGAAAAGAUCCAAGAAUACCAUGGCAAUGGCUCCAUCAAUUGUUAGAGAAGAAUUUGCCACGAUUACCAAUCUAUUUAAUAAGAAAUUCCAGCGGUCUUCAAAGGAUAAAUUGGAGGCUUUACAAAAACAACUCUAUCCACAAUAUUGGUUUGAAUUAUCUCGUGGGUUUACUUUGUUGUUCUAUGGGAUUGGAUCAAAACGUUCGUUUAUGGAGGAUUUAGCCAUUAAUUAUGUCUCUGUUAGAUGUAGGCAAUCGGAAAUAUAUGAUAAUAAACAACUAGAUAAAAAUUACAAAAAAUAUUACGAUAAGGGUGUUCCUUGCGUUAUUGUUAAUGGUUAUAACCCAACUUGUAACUAUAGGGAUGUCCUUAAGGAUAUCACUGAUAUAAUUUUCCCAGAAGAAAUGUUAAAAGUGGAUUCAAAAUAUUGGGGGAACCAUAGCAUGUUACACAUCCAAAAGAUGGCAGAAUACUAUAGAACGCAGCCAGAUCACGUCAAGAUCAUAUUGGUUAUCCACAACAUCGAUGGCCCUAGUAUAAAGAAAAGUAUUUUCCAACAAAUUUUGAGUCAACUGGCUACUAUUAAACAAAUUGCAAUCAUUGCAUCUGCAGACCAUAUAUACGCGCCAUUGUUAUGGGAUGCCACGAAAUCUCAAAAUUAUAACUUCAUAUUCCACAAUGUGACAAAUUAUGAAGCUGCUGAUGUUGAAUCAUCGUUCCAAGAUGUCAUGAAACUUGGUAAAGAGGAAUCUAGUACGGGUGCUGAAGGUGCCAAGUUUGUUUUAGACUCUUUGACGGUCAAUGCCAAAAAACUUUACAAAUUAUUAUUAGAGACACAAAUGGCAAAUAUGGAAGUAGAAAUGAAUGGCAAAGUACCACCUGUAAGACGUGGUACCAUUACUGUUGGUAUAGAUUUUAAAAAAUUCCAUGAUAUGUGUGCAUCGGAGUUUAUCGUCUCUAAUGAGGUAUCUUUGAGAACCAUCCUAAAAGAAUUCAUCGACCAUAAGAUGGCAUUUAUAAAGAAGAGAAGUAACAAAGGUUUCGAAAUUAUAUGGAUUGCAUACAGUUAUGGUGAAAUGAAGAAAUUACUGAAUACAACUCUAGCCAAACUAAGUUAA